This is a messenger RNA of Drosophila yakuba, 1254 nucleotides long. Its product is annotated as trypsin-1. The coding region runs from base 52 to 1176 and encodes 374 amino acids. Lineage: Eukaryota; Metazoa; Arthropoda; Insecta; Diptera; Drosophilidae. Gene Ontology annotation, molecular function: serine-type endopeptidase activity. The transcript has 3 exons. The record is from RefSeq and is a predicted model, not a curated record. Gene Ontology annotation, biological process: proteolysis.
GCAGCCCAUCAGUUUGCGUUUGCUAAGCGAUUCGGUCGGUUCGCCGCGAAUAUGAAACUCAAUCCGCCAGUUCUUCCUCUACUCCUUCUUGCUCUCAUUUCGAUCUGCGAUCGAAGCUGGGCCGUCUAUAAUUAUCAGGUACCUUCUUCUAUACCUUAUUUCUAUCCGAAGCCAGCGCGAUUGCCACCUCUGCCAGUCAAUGGAUCUACGACUUCCAGUGCCGGCCCACCGCCCGGAGUUCAGUCCGACUUCAUUGACGAUCUGAUUGAGGGCCAUAAGCAGCAAAUCUUAUCGAAUGUCUUGGGCGUGGCCAGUGAAACUCCCUCGGAUGCAGACUCCUCCACCUCCCUCGGAUCGCCAUCCUCAUCCGCGACUUUUCCCCUCGAAGGCGGCGGUGCCAAGGCGUUUCGCGUUAAUCGCUGUGCCAGCUGCACCUGCGGUGUUCCGAAUGUGAAUCGCAUUGUGGGCGGCACCCGAGUGCGGACGAAUAAAUAUCCGUGGAUUGCGCAGAUCAUCCGCGGUACCUUCCUGUUCUGCGGCGGAACUUUGAUCAACGAUCGCUAUGUCCUGACGGCCGCCCACUGCGUCCACGGCAUGGACAUGAGGGGCGUGUCCGUUAGACUGUUGCAGCUGGACAGGAGCUCCACCCACCUGGGAGUCACGCGGUCGGUGGCCUUCGCCCAUGCCCACGUGGGCUACGAUCCGGUGAGCCUGGUCCACGACAUAGCCCUCCUGCGUCUGGAUCAGCCCAUUCCGCUGGUGGACACCAUGCGUCCAGCCUGCUUGCCCAGCAACUGGCUGCAGAAUUUCGACUUCCAGAAGGCCAUUGUGGCGGGCUGGGGCUUGAGUCAGGAGGGUGGCUCCACCUCCAGUGUCCUGCAGGAGGUGGUGGUGCCCAUCAUCACCAAUGCCCAGUGCCGGGCCACCUCGUACAAGACCAUGAUCGUGGACUCCAUGUUGUGUGCCGGCUAUGUGAAAACCGGCGGGCGGGAUGCUUGUCAGGGCGACAGCGGUGGUCCCUUGAUCGUCAGGGAUCGCAUCUUCCGCUUGGCUGGAGUUGUGUCCUUUGGCUACGGAUGUGCCAAGCCCGAUGCUCCGGGUGUCUACACUCGAGUGUCUCGCUAUUUGGAGUGGAUAGCAGUCAACACAAGGGACUCUUGCUACUGCGUUAAUUAGUCCGUGUUUAACAAUAAUUAUUUAUUUUACCAUGCCUUAAAUUAUUUGCAAUUGAAGCUAAUUAAAAUAAUAUUUAAU